Vicia villosa (hairy vetch) is the source of this 5144-nucleotide messenger RNA. RefSeq lists its product as uncharacterized. Bases 1004 to 2479 code for a protein of 491 amino acids. The record is from RefSeq and is a predicted model, not a curated record. The transcript has 2 exons. Lineage: Eukaryota; Viridiplantae; Streptophyta; Magnoliopsida; Fabales; Fabaceae.
AAAAAGGGCCGGAGGACUUUUUCCCCUAAUCCACCUUCCACGUUUCUUUUUUACAGCAUUCCAACCUUAUUCACUCACAACCUCUUCACGUACAAAGUUCACCUCUUAUCAUCAAUCCUUAUUUUUUCAAAUUCUCAAAUCUCUGCAAUCUUCUUCUUCCCCACAAUCCUACUUGCUCCUCACACAAAAAACCAUAAACUAAUUCAGUCCCGAGUGCUAUUUACCUUUCACCAAUCUCACCUUUAUUUUGUUUUCAUCAAUUUCCUCUGGUUGUUGUGUAUGUUUGUUCUUUUUUACAGGAAAGAAGACAUCGGAGAUCGAACAAAUGCGACGACAACAACAUGUUCAAUCCGGAUCAAGAACACUCGCACGAUUAUCUCGAACACCAAUUCUUCAACACAACGACGAUUAACCAACAACAACUCAUCGACACAGCUCCACAAUCCAAUACAGCUUGCAUCUGUGAACACCGACAACAACGUUCAUCAUCAUGAUCUGCAAUGGAUGAUGAACAACAAGCUUCUUUCAGCGUCGACAGUAUCGUCAUCACCGCUCGUUCAACCGACCCGACACCAAUCGAAGCUCAGCGGUUCAAAGCGGAUUUCAGCACAACAACAAUCACUGCGAAGACCGACUCAACUCAGCCGGGAAACGAAUCCAAAUCACCGCCACUUCUGCCUGUGAAUCGGCCCCACACGAUUUUGAAUCAAGACAAUAUAACCAUAAAAUAAGCCAUAUGCGUACAAUAAUCAAAUGAACUGAUUUUCCAUUCAUAUUGAUAUUCAGAUUCGUUGUUGUUUGUUCACUUGCAGAUUGAAGGAUGAACAAAUAGGAUUCACGCGCGGCCGCACGGACUUUGAUUGCCACCAGCCCACGCCGAUGCUGCAAGGACCACCGCCCAGGUGCGGGAACUCACAAGCCGCCGUCGAUUUGCAUUAGAUUGAACAGCAGAGAGAGAGGGUUCUAUCGUGAGAAGAAAGAAGAAUAUACAGGUUGUUUGAAUAUGGAAACAAAAGGCCGUAAACCGUUCUUCCUCAAUUUCAAGAAAGUGCCAACACAAUUGAAGAUUUUCUGCGACAACAUCUCUGGUUCUCUCAAAUUCAGUGAUUCUCUCAAUACACUCAUAAGUUUGGUACGAACUAAUGUGGAUGAAGUUCUUCUCAACACCAUGGUUCAAUUCUAUGAUCCGUUACUACAUUGCUUCACUUAUAGAGAUUUUCAGUUAGUACCAUCCUUGGAAGAAUUCUCCUACUUGCUUGGACUCCCUGUGCUUAAUAAAAUUCCUUAUACUGGUAAAGAAGAAGAGCCUAAGUUGGAAGUCAUUGCUGCUGCCCUGCACUUGCCAAGAUCAGAAAUUGAGAAGGUUUGGAUUAGUAAGAAAGAGUAUUCUGGAUUACCCCUUGAUUUCCUCUACGAAAAAGCGGAGAUUCUUGCUAAAGCUUCAAGUAUGGAUGCCUUGGAAGCUGUGUUGUCUCUCUUAAUUUAUGGACAAGUUUUGUUUUUCCAUUAUGACAAAAUUGUUGAUGUGGCUGCUAUCAAUAUAUUCCUUAGCAAGAAUCCGGUUCCUACUUUACUUGGUGACUUGCUACAUUCUAUUCAUUUCCGAGCAUCAAAAAGGAAAGGUUGUGUCCUAGGAUGUGCUUCUCUAUUGCAUAAGUGGUUUAUUUCGCACUUACCUCUCUCCGUAAGAAAGAAUGAAGAAGGAUUAACUUGGGCUCAAAGAAUUAUGAAGCUUUCUUUCGACGACAUCCUAUGGUACCAAAAGAAGUUUGAGGGAACCUUGCUAUUUGAUAGUUGUGGAGAUUUCCCUAAUAUACCUCUUCUUGGUGUUCGUGGAGGAAUAACUUAUAAUCCCAUUCUAGCUCGACAUCAGUUUGGCUUUGCCUUGAAGGACAAACCGCGUUCUUUGUAUCUUAGUGCAAAAUAUUUCCAUUAUGAUUCCGACAAAGAGAAGAAGAGAGACCUUUUCAUCAAAGCUUGGAUGAAAGUAAAGAAAGUUGGCGCAAAGGAUAUAGGAAGGAGAAAUUAUAUGCCAUGGGAUCCAUAUUUCCAAUGGGUUUAUGAUCGAGUUAUGGAAUUUGGGAUGCCUUAUCCAUCUGAUACGCCCAUAGUUCCAAGGGUAGCUCCUCCUGCUGCCCCAAUUGCAUUUGAGCCAUAUAUUCCUGCUCCAAAUGAAGACCUGGUUGCAACUGUUAACCGACUGAAAAGGGAAAGGGAAGACUUUGAGAGACGCUUACUAAAAGUGGAAGCUGAAAAAGAGGUGUUAGUACAAGAUGCCAAAGAGCGAGAGACUUUACUUGAUUACUUUUCCCGCAAAUGGAAGAUUGAAGAUUUUGUUUCUCCAGAUCAGAUUAAUUCAUGGGAAAACGAAAUUUCUAGGCUUGUUCAAGAAAGAGAGGAAAUGAUCAAGGCACACAAGGAAGAAGUCCGGGUCCUAAAGAGGAAGCGUCGUCAGGAAGACAAAAAUCCUGGAAUUUAGUGUUUUUAUUUAUUAUUAAUUUCUUUUAUUUUAAUGUAACUUUUGGGGUUAUGACCUUACAAUUUAAUUAAUAAAUAAUGUUUUUUCUUUGUUUCAACACGAGUUAAAAUUCUUUCAAUUCCUUGAAAACAUUGCAUAUGCAUAAUCAUAUCAUUCAUAAACAUUACAUCACAGGUUUCAUAAAAGCCAAUACCUCAUCUUUCCGCUGUUUAUUUCAGUAAGAAAGAUGGAUCUCGAACAAUCUGUCAAAAAUCUUCAGGCUCAGAAUAACCAGUUCCAGAAAAUAAUCUUUCACUUAGCCAAGGGGCAAGAAGAAUUAAAGGCACUUCUGUCCGAGAAGGAGAAGGACCAACAAAGGGAGCAAGGUGUGCAAGAUAAAUGGAAAUCCAAACCUAAGCGAUCAUUCACUCCGUUGCACAUGCCGAUGUCUCAAGUUCUGCAACAACUGCUCAACCAGAACUUGAUAACCUUAUUACCUUCAUAUUCAAUCCCUACAAAUCUUGCUCCUGGGUAUAAGUACCAUGCGAGAUGUGCUUAUCAUUCGAAUAAUCCUGGUCAUGAUACAGAGAAUUGUGGACCGUUGAAACACAAGAUUCAAGACUUAAUUGAUGAAAAGAUCAUUGACUUCAACUCACCUAAAGAACCUCACAUGACUAAGGCUGUGUACAAUCGGAAAGGUCGCAAUGAACACAACCAAUCUGUGGGGACAUUUCUGAUUUCUACACCAGUUCCACAACAAAGGCGCAAGUCAGAGGCACCUAAACGACAGUUCACAAAGAUCAACAUGACUUUGGCUGAAGCAUUACAAUAGAUGUUGAAGAAAGGGCUAAUUACUUUAAGGGAUCCUCCUGUGAAGCCCAACACUUCCGCUCCUAGCUAUAAGCCCAAUGCGAGGUGCGCAUAUCAUUCCAAUAGCCCUGGACAUGAUACAAAUGAUUGUUGGCCAUUGAAGAACAAGAUUCAAGACAUGAUCGAUGCUGGUGAAAUUGAAUUCAAUCAUCCCAAGACUCGUGAUCACUGCUCCCAUUCCUAGUCACGACAAGAUUGAUUAAUGUUUAGAAGGAUGAACUUUUUAGAUCAUUAGACUUACUUUCAUUUGCGAUUUCUUUUCCUGUUUGUUUAAACAUUGGAAUUAUGAUAGACAUUAUCUGUUUUAAUAAUCAUCAUCAGUGCAUUGCAUAUGUUUGUCUUGAAUAAAUUAUUUCGCUAUCACUCAUUUUAAAUUAUGUCUUUACGUUGCAUAUGUUUUAUGAUACUCAAUUCCUGCUAAAGCUGUAAGCCUUUUGAGGGAGGAUGACGAAAACGAUACCGCAACUUCAUACAGUAUGCUUUUGAACGGACUAUGUUGACGAUGUACAGGCAUUAUUUCAAUUCCUAAAUAGUGGAGAUAUAAGGAUGUUAAUCCCUCGUCAACCCCUUUUGAGCCUAAGAAGUAGAAGUUUCUUUCUUGUGCUAAUUCAAAACCCUCGCUCAUAACCUGGGGCAGGGUAGUUCUCAGUUAAUCUGGCUGUGCAUUCUAUUUUAAGAGAAUCAUUCAGUACACAAAGGUUUCAAUCACAAGCGUUCAUCCGCACACAUCAAAGAAGUGUUGGAGAUGUCAAUCAAAAGACAAUGAUGGUUCAUCAAUCAUCAAACAAGGCAGUCAAUAUCUUUCAAAAAAGAAAAAAAUGAAAAAACGUAUAUACAAAGAAAAGCCUGCUAAGUCAAAAAAACAAAAAGAUAACUUAGGCAAAAUCAAGGCAUCCCGCUGACUGUAAGCUCAAAAUAGACAGUUCAGGCAAAAGUUAGGGAUAUCAAAAAGAUGAAAAAAGAGAGAAGUUAAUAAAUUCCUAAACAACUCAAAGUUGUGAAUACCAAAAGGAAGAAGUGACUGUCAUCUCAAAAGUUCUCUUUGCUUGCGAACCAUCAACAUUAUCAAGAUCUCUUGGAACCCGAAUGCAUAAGUUGAAUUAACUGAGUUUAGGAUCGAAGAACAUCACGAAGAGGGGUGGGUACAAAUAAACUUUGAGCCUUUAUCCUUUGCUUCUUAAACCGUGAACCAAGCCACGUUACAACCCUUGAAAGUCCUAAUUGAAGCAUGGUUAGUUCAAAAGUAUACUGUCACCAAAAAGGUAUCCUGACUCCUUAAGGUUUACCAUAAAUGCCGAGUUGAUUUCACGUUUUUACAAACGGCAUGCUGUUUUAAAUAUCAUGUUCUUACAAAUGUCAUGUUUUUACAUCUCCUGCUUUAAUGUUUUUCAAAAACUCAAGACAAACAUAUGCAUUGCAUCUCAUGAAUUCAUUAUUAAACAUAUUUUGCUACAUAAUUCCAAAUGUUAGCAUCAGAAAGAAUUUGCACAGGGUAUAACUAAUGACUCAAAGUUAUCCCGACCAACACAGAUUACUCCAAGAAGCAGUGUCUCCUACGUAUACAUGGGGCAUGGCACGUUUUUCCCAAUCAAUCUGGGGCAAUCAAGUCAAGAUUCCGAGAAUCUCUCAGGAUGCCAAAACAAUCAGGGGCAUCAUCAUAAGUUUACGAUUACUAGGGGCAUGUCGCCCAUAGUGCACAUCUCAUAAAGUCCUCGCGAGGCGAAUCUUUCCAAAGUUCCUACUAACUGGGGCAAACCUACGCAAAUCCAGUUUGACAUCUUUAUCAAAUCUUCAGUGGCGUGUCCUAAUCAAAUCC